Oncorhynchus gorbuscha (pink salmon) is the source of this 1264-nucleotide messenger RNA. Its product is annotated as myelin regulatory factor-like protein. The transcript is spliced from 6 exons. Lineage: Eukaryota; Metazoa; Chordata; Actinopteri; Salmoniformes; Salmonidae. The coding region runs from base 312 to 1256 and encodes 314 amino acids. The record is from RefSeq and is a predicted model, not a curated record.
ACAGGCAGAACGCCUGCGCAGGGUAUGUGAAUGGUUUUUACCUUUCAGACCAGAGAACAAAGUACACAGGAGAGACACCUGUGACAUAUAAAUUAUUUUGGAUACACAAUUCUGGGUAUAUUAUUGUCAACACCAAAAGGCCUAAAUCUACCGAAACAACUACCUGGGUGGGUGAACAAACGUGGAGUAACUGGGCUCUGAGGAUUUAAUGGAUAUUGUUUGCCAAAUGGAUUGUACCUGAAGUCGGAGAGAAGGUUGUCAACGGAACUACCAGCCGGGACUCCAUUUUGGAGAAAAGGCAGCUGAUCACCAUGGAGCCCCCCGGAGGACUCCCAGUGCCCAUUGAUGUUCUGGGAGAGAAUGAAGCGCUGCAGCAGUUCUUUGACGGAUGCCAGGAUAUGAGUGGGGUCCUGGAGAGUGCUGUGGUGGACACCAGCAUACUGGAACAGUACCUCAGCAACGACAUGGACCCAACAUUCAUGUUACCAGAGUCACCACCAGAUUCUGGUUCAGAACCAUGUUCACCUCCGCAAAUACCAGACGUGAGUUACGGCUACCAGGAAGUGUUCCAGACAGUGACACGUCCUCCAGCCUCAUCGUGCCGAUAUAAAGAGCUGGCACCACAACCCCCACCACACCCAGGACUGCCAUACCACCAGGGGCUGCCUAACUCUUACACCAAGGCAGGCACAUCUCCAGGCUCACUGCCCCACAACCCCCCCCUCCACCACCCCCACUACCUGAGCCCAGGGGAGAGCUAUAUACAGUCUAACACUGCCCCCACACCGCCAGUCCACCACAAGGCUCCCCAGCAGCAUCAGCCUCCUCCACGCCAGGGCCUGGCAGACAGCUACCCCAGGGCCAACGCACCCCCGGUCCCAGAACUACCUCCAGGUCAAGCCCCAUACCUAGCCCCAGGCCUCGGGCUGCCCUCAUCCUGCCUACUACCUGUGCCUGGAUGCCCUUCAGAACCAGGAUAUUCAUACCUGCCCCCCACUGCUGGGCAAUACACAGGGCUUAUAUUGCCUGACUGUAGGAAGAGAAGACGAACAGAACCCCUCGGGGUACAGAACCAUUUAGCGACUGUUCCUCUAGCAGGGGGCUCCGAGAGGGGAGGCGGUGACGUCCCGUCCUAUGACAGUGACGGGGCCACAGAGAGCAGCUCUGGGAUGGGGACCAAUCAGCUCCUCACCUGGGAUCGCUACCAGCCUGGCCUGUGGACACCGCUCUACAACAGUAACUAUGACAUCCUGUGAGUGUCCUU